UACAACUACAACUCCAACUACUACUCCAACCACAACUACAACCACAACGUCAACCACAACUCCAACCACAACUUCAACCACAACUCCAACCACAACUACAACCACAACUUCAACCACAACUACAACUACAACUCCAACCACAACUCCAACUACUACUCCAACUACAACUCCAACCACAACUCCAACUACAACUCCAACUACAACUCCAACCACAACUCCAACUACAACUCCAACUACAACUCCAACCACAACUCCAACUACAACUCCACCACAACUCCAACUACAACUCCAACCACAACUCCAACCACUACUCCAACUACAACUCCAACCACAACUCCAACUACAACUCCAACUACAACUCCAACCACAACUCCAACUACAACUCCAACCACAACUCCAACUACAACUCCAACCACAACUCCAACCACAACUCCAACCACUACUCCAGCUCCUCCAUCCACAGAAAAUUCAACCCCUCCCGUCUUGGAGUUUCUAAUGAAUCUAAACAUGAGGAUAAAAUCUUAUGGAGAGAUCAGCAAUGGAACGGCAAUAGAGCUCAUUAAACAGUUUUUUGAAGACCAUCUUCCUCGUGGAACAGCUCAUGCAGUGACUGUACGAAGCAUUCAAAGGGUUAGAGUUAACCCCUAGAACAUCACGGAGUUGAUCGGAGAAAAACAGCAUUUACAUGUUGGUGGCAUUAUUCAAUCAAUAUAUCAACCAAUAUAUCACAUUAUGUAUGUUUUUAGUCUUAUUUUAAAUAUCAACACUUGGUGUAGUAGGGCGGUAUUCCAAAAGCAUGGUACAACAAAUCCAAUCUCUCCAUGAUAUCAAGGUUAAUUCUGAUUUUUUUUUUUAUUCUAGCAGCUAAUCUCCUUAAAUUCAGUCAAUUCUGAGUAUCUAAACCAUGGGUGUCCAAAGUGAGGCCAGGGCCCAUUUGUGGCACCUUGGACUGACUUUGGGCGGCCUCCAAUUCCAUGGAUGCAGAUGGAGACUUAAAAAAUUGUUACCAACAUAAUUUUCUUACACAGAGAAAUGUAAAGUACAAAUCCUGUUUUCACAACUGAAAAUAAAUGUAUUUGACUGAGCCGAAAAGAAACUGAAAACUAGAUGUUUUUCUUUUCUUACAGCAAACAUGCAAACUUAAAGUAGUAAGUAGUAAAUUUCUGUCAAAUAAAUUUGAGAAUAAUCACAGAAAACUUUUCAAGAAAGUUUAAAAAGAAUUUUUGGCAGAAAUUUAUUCAUUUUUUUCUAUCUACAACGGUCCUAAUACACCACUGUAAAAAUCCACAAUAAACAUACAGCUACUUUAUUUGCUUGAUUUUAGGUGGGGUUUUCUUUGGCCCGCGAAUAUUUUUGAGUUAACAAUUUUGUCCCACAUGGCAAAACGUUUGGACGCCCCUGAUCUGAACCUUAAGUUGACAGGUAAAUUUAGAGAAGGACUAAAUUUGAUUUAAAGCAAAGCUGUUGCAGUAACAGUAACUUCAAUAUCAACCAAUAUGGAUCAGAAAAGGGUUUCCCCAAAUUCAGAGUUUACACAAACCUGCUUUCUGGAAUGGCCCUAUAAAGUACAAGAGAUUAUAUUGUGUAGAUUUGGCCUCUCCUGAUUACAGCGUGUAUUAUUCCAGCUGUAAAAGCGUCUACAUUUCUCUGAUCAAAUUCUUUGAUUUAACCUGUAAGUCAAAUUAAAGGAUGUAUUUGCUAUCCUGUCCCAGUAGAGUUGAAUUUUGUUGUGUUUUUUCUCAGUUUGACAGAUAUAGGAUUUUUUUUUAUUGAAUUUGAAGUGAAUUGUUUUUGUUGCUGCUUUGGGCAACAUGCUAAAAAAAACAAAUCUUUUUUGUACAUAUAUGUGGUGGCUUAUUAUUUCUUCUAACAUGUUUUUAUUGUCUUUGGGUUCAGGUUUUAAUUAACAUUCAGAAGAUUGUUUGUAUUUUAGCUUUUUUUUUUCCAGCUUUGUAAUUUUUACAUGUAAAGUACAAUAAAAUAAUUUAUAUAAAUUA
Messenger RNA from Xiphophorus couchianus (Monterrey platyfish), 1997 nucleotides. RefSeq names its product G8 domain-containing protein DDB_G0286311-like. Lineage: Eukaryota; Metazoa; Chordata; Actinopteri; Cyprinodontiformes; Poeciliidae. The record is from RefSeq and is a predicted model, not a curated record. The annotation marks the transcript as partial. The transcript has 3 exons.